Molecule: messenger RNA, 2649 nt
Organism: Vigna umbellata (rice bean)
Lineage: Eukaryota; Viridiplantae; Streptophyta; Magnoliopsida; Fabales; Fabaceae
Source: RefSeq, a predicted model, not a curated record
AUGAAAAUUAUUGGACUCCCUGGAUCACAAGGGAUAGGAUUGCCAUUAGCAGGGGAAAGUGAAAAUGUAAGAGCUGAUUAUCUAAGGAGAUGGUUAAAGAUAGAAAUUGUGAGCAUCCUUAUAAUCUUGGAUAACGUUAAUGAUAAAUUAGACUUGAAUAGGUUAGGGAUUCCGGUUGAUGAUGAUUAUGGCUUAAGAAAUAAAAAUAAGUUAAGCAUAAGGUCAAGUAACCCAAGUCAUAAGCAAAGUCAUGAUUCCAUAUUUGGUCCUCCUAAUAAGCAAAAUCAUGACCAGACACAGGAUACAAUCAACAACAUAGGAGAUACUGCUGAAAAAGUGCUAAAAAAAGCAAAUUUUCUUAGUAAUUAUAAGGGAUGCAAAGUUUUGCUUUCUUCACGUGAUAAGAAACUAUUUCCUGAUGAGGUUGAUGUUGAGUCGAUUUUUUGUUUAAAGGAAUUAGAUGACAAUGAUUCCUUGAGGUUGUUUGAAAAGGAGGCUGGUGGAGGUAAUAAAAUGUCUAUGCCUAAAGAAGAAAUAAAAAACUACUGUACAGGGAUACCGAUGACAAUAAUUAGAUUUGCAAAGAGAUUUAAAAGCUGGAUUGAGUCAGAAAGCGAACCUACGCUAGACAAAUUUAAGGUGGAAUGGGAAAAGUCUACAGAGAUUACUAACGAGGUAAAAUAUGAUUUUCCAAAAAACGAGGAGCUCAAGUUCAUUUACUUGCUUUGUGCUCAAAUGGGUCCUCUACCCCUAAUUAUGGACUUGGUGAAAUAUUGUUUUGGAUUGGGUAUAUUUGAAGGAGUCUCAUUGCUUAGUGAAGCUCGACAUAAAAUAAAUAAAUCAAUCCACGACUUAAAAGACUUGGGUUUGGUGUCGUACAAAAGCCCUAAUACUCAUUUCAUGAUGUCUCAUAUUAUUCGAGGUGAUGCUUUAAGUAAUGCACACAAGGAUCACAAUAUUUUUGCUUUGAGAGAUGGCAAACUAGAUGAUUGGCCCGAGCUUGAAAAGUGCACUUCAAUUUCUAUAUGCAAUAGUGAUAUUAUUGAUGGGCUUCCUCGAUUCAUCAAUUGUCCUCAACUUAAAUUUUUGCAAAUAGAUACUAGUGAUCCAUCUUUGGAAAUACCUGAGAGUUUCUUUAGAAGAAUGAAAAAUUUGAAAGUUUUAUUGUUGACUGGUUUUCAUCUAUCAAGCUUACCAUAUUCAAUUGAAUGUCUAUCGAACCUCAGAAUGUGUUCUUUGGAGCGGUGCACUUUAGAUUGCAAUUUAUCUUUAUUAGGAAAGUUAAAAAAAUUAAGGAUUCUUAGUUUCUCUGGAUCUCAACUUCAAAAUUUGCCAGUUGAGUUAAGAUACCUGGAUAAGUUACAACUAUUAGACACCAGUGAUUGUUUCGAGUUGAAGAUUAUUCCACCUAAUCUUUUAUCAAGUUUGACCUGUUUGGAAGAGUUGUACAUAAGCAAAAGCUUGAUCAAAAUGUUCAUUGAAACAAAUACAAAUAAAGAUCAAAAUUCAUUUCUUUUUGAACUAACAAAUUUGCAUAAGUUGAAAGUGGUAAACUUAAGCAUCCCGUGUCUUUCAAGUUUUCCUAAUCAAUUGUUCUUUGACAAGUUAAAAUAUUACAAGAUUGAGAUUGGAGAUUUUGAAAUGAUUUCUGUUGGAGAAUUUAGGAUGCCCAAUAAGUAUAAAGAACUCAAAGUAUUGGCAUUACAACUGAAGGACGACACUGAUAUUCACUCCCAUAAAGGCAUAAAAUUGUUGUUUAAAACAACACAAACUUUGUUGUUGGGAAAGGUAGGUGUUCAAAAUGUUGUUAAUGAGUUGAACAUAGAUGGGUUUCAGGAUUUGAAACACUUAUCCAUCAUAAAUAAUAAUGACGUCAAAUAUGUCAACUCAACGUAUUUGUCUAAUUGUGUGAACAUUUUUCCCAACUUGGAAUCUCUAUGCCUCUGCAAUAUGAUGAACUUAAAGAUGAUAUGUGAUGGUCCAAUUACACUUGAAUCAUUUGCUAAAUUAAAAACCAUCAAGGUUGAGAUGUGUUACCAACUGGGAAAUCUCUUCUCCAUCUAUGCAACUAAAAUUUCUACUAGCACAAGAACAAGUGAGAUUUUUGAACGUAAUUCUUCCAUGAAGAAAUUUCUAGCUAGUUUAGAAAAGAUUGAGGUUUGUGAAUGCAAAUCUUUGAAGGAGAUCUUUCAAAUACCAAUGGAUUGUGAUAAGGUUGAGUUUCUCAAAUUACGCACUUUGACACUCCAAUCAUUGCCAUUAUUUACUUGUUUUACCAAAGUCAGGAGAUCUUGCUGGUUACAUUCAGCAGAGACUCAAACUACAAAUAGGGAUCACACAAAAAUUUCUACUGACGAAGAUGACCAUAGUGACACUGUGCCUCCUCUUUUUGGUGAACUAGUUGAAGUUCCAAACUUAGAGAACAUGAAUUUGUUCUCACUCAACAUCUAUAAGAUAUGGAGUGACCAACACUUGUCAAGUUUCUACUUUCAAAACUUGAUAAGGUUAGUUGUGAAAGAUUGUGAUAAAUUGACACAUCUAUGUUCAUUACCUAUGGCUAGCAGUUUGAAGAAGUUGAAAAGCCUCAUCAUAAGUGGAUGUUUUGUUAUGGAAAAUAUUUUUGAGAUUGAAGGAAUUAGUGCAGACAAG